Messenger RNA from Poecile atricapillus (Black-capped chickadee), 861 nucleotides. RefSeq names its product pleiotrophin. Gene Ontology annotation, molecular function: growth factor activity. The transcript is spliced from 5 exons. The coding region runs from base 232 to 729 and encodes 165 amino acids. NCBI's taxonomy places the organism in Eukaryota, Metazoa, Chordata, Aves, Passeriformes, Paridae. The record is from RefSeq and is a predicted model, not a curated record.
GCCGAGUCAAAGCGCGGAUCAGGUUCCCUGCCUGCAGUAUAAAAAGCUCGGCGAGAAGGCUCCGGCGGGAGAGGGAGUCGGGCGUGAGGCGGCGGCCGGGAGCCCGUCCGUGGGGGAGCGCAGGGACGCGCGGCCGCAGCAGCAGCAGCAGCAGAACCGGCCGCUGCUCACCGGGGACGCUCCAGGCUCGCCCCUUUCAGCUGCGGGAGAAGAGCUUUUUGCCUCCCGAAAAUGCAGCAGCAACAACAGCAACGUCGAAUGCUCACAGCUGCCCUCCUGGCACUCGUUUUCCUUCUGGCAGCCGUGAGUACCACUGAGGCUGGCAAGAAAGAGAAACCAGAGAAAAAGGCGAAGAAGUCUGACUGUGGGGAAUGGCAGUGGAGUGUCUGCGUGCCCACCAGCGGUGACUGCGGCCUGGGGACACGUGAGGGCACUCGCACUGGGGCUGAGUGCAAACAAACCACCAAGACUCAGAAGUGUAAGAUUCCCUGCAACUGGAAGAAGCAAUUUGGAGCGGAGUGCAAAUACCAGUUCCAGGCCUGGGGAGAAUGUGACUUGAACACGGCCUUGAAGACUCGGACCGGGAACCUAAAGAGAGCCCUUCAUAAUGCUGACUGCCAGAAGACUGUCACAAUCUCAAAGCCCUGUGGGAAGCUUACCAAACCCAAACCUCAAGAAUCCAAGAAGAAGAAAAAGGAAGGCAAGAAACAAGAGAAGAUGCUGGAUUAAUGGAAUCACCUCGAGCAGCGUGAGAAAGGGACAUCAGCAAACAUGAUCAGUUAACAGUUUCAUUUAUACCUAGGCAUUUUAUCCUAAAAUUAUUUAUAGCUUAAUGGUACCAUAGAAGGAAAAAAAGCAAAC